Molecule: messenger RNA, 2820 nt
Organism: Mercurialis annua (annual mercury)
Lineage: Eukaryota; Viridiplantae; Streptophyta; Magnoliopsida; Malpighiales; Euphorbiaceae
Product: DELLA protein GAIP-B-like
Exons: 1
Coding region: 1107-2528 (473 amino acids)
Biological process (GO): response to ethylene; hyperosmotic salinity response; negative regulation of gibberellic acid mediated signaling pathway
Cellular component (GO): nucleus
Molecular function (GO): DNA-binding transcription factor activity; sequence-specific DNA binding
Source: RefSeq, a predicted model, not a curated record
GAAUUAGAACAUAAAAGCUUAUGUUUUUUGCAACAUAAAAAUUUGUAUUUUUGUAAUCUUGAAAUUUUGCAUAGUCGAUGACAUUGCACUGUGCAUUUUCUGUAUGAGAGCUUAGAUCUUUCUGCAUUUUCUGUAUGAAAACUUAGAACUUUCUUUAUCCCAGCGCAACAUACGGCUAGCUCUCGAUCUCGCUAUAGGAAACUGAUAAAGUGUAGCUAUUAGAUCAUACAAAAUGAUAUACUAUUAACUAAUUAUCAUGAAAUAAACAAUGAAUUUGCUGAUUUUUUAUGAAUUUGCUGAUUUUUUUAAAUUAUAAACGGAAUUGUCAAUAAUAAUUGAAGAUUAACAUCUAAAAAAAUUAGAAAAAAGAUGCUGAAAAGAUCUGAAAAAAAUCUUACACGACGAUUGUGGAUUUAGAUCCUACCUCACUAGUAACUGUGCAUCCCGUCUUGUCAAGUAUAAUGGUCCAGGAGCUGAUUCCACUCUGGCCAACUUCACUUUUGAUACCGGCAGGAGGAAGAAGAAGAAAAAAAAAUAGAGAAGAAGAAAAAAAAAAUAGAGAAAGAAGAAGAAAAAAAAAAUAGAGAAAGAAGAAGAAGAAAUAGGUAGGUAAAUGUAUAAAUUAAAAAAGAUGAAAUAGAAUUCUGAUAAGAAAAACAGAAUAAUUAAAAAAGUCAAGUUCCAGGUGUGAAAUAUCUUCGACAAAUAAAAUAAGAAAACUAGUAUUUUUAAUAAAUUUCCAAUGAAUUAACCAUAAAGACUUGAUAAAGACAAUUUUUUUUUAUAAAGGACUAUACGAACAAACAUUCAUAAGUGAAGGAACCUUUUAUGGCAAACGUUUUUUGUAAGCCUCGUUAACUUGGCAUUUAACAAUCAGCUUCAGCUUGUGAAAAUACUAGGGUUAAAUUGAGCAGAAAAAGGAUGAAUAUGCAAAGUUAUAUGCGUUUUAAAUUAUAAGGUUAUCGUUGGACCUUUUCCCAUGUGAGUAUGCUCGCUGGUUUCUACCCAAAAGUCAUCUUCUAUGAAACUUCGAUGAAGGCAUUCUUUCAUUUCUAUGCAUCAACAAAGACAAUAAUACAAAGUAUUCUCAGAAGAGGAUUUUUGAGAUGGAGUGGGUGUUUCCAUAUCCUUCUUCUCCAAAUGACGGCGGCUCUAUAUCUUCCGCAACCGCCUCCUCCACCAAUUUUACUGAGUAUACUCAAUCCUAUCCAGUUGAUUCCUUUUCUUCUAAUGGGGAGUCUAAGGGCUCCGAACCCUCAUGCACUUACCCUCCGUAUCCACCCAUGUCAACACCGAGUCCAGUUGUCGUACCGGAUUCACGAAAAUUCAGCGUCGGAUCACUACUUGCUCGGGUAAUGUCAUUUCCGUCUCCACCCAUGCCAACAACUAGUCCAGCAGUCGCAGCUGACUCACAAAAAAAGGGUGCCGGAUCGCUAGUUGAUAUGCUAAUGGAAUGUGCUGAAGCUAUUCAAGAAAACAAUCUAACACUAGCAGAAUCACUUGCCAAACGGAUCGGUUUCUUGGCCGUCUUUCAAGCUGGAUCUAUGCGUAAAGUAGCUACUUAUUUCGCUGAAGCUUUAACUCGAAGAAUCUAUAGACUGUCUCCGCAAAACCCUGUUGAUCAUUCUCCGUCUAACGAUCUCUAUAUGCACUUUUAUGAAGCUUGCCCUCUUCUUAAAUUCGCUCAUUUCACUUCUAAUCAAGCGAUUCUUGAAGCUUUUCAAGGUAAAGAAAGGGUACAUGUUAUUGAUUUUUCUAUCAAUCAAGGUCUGCAGUGGCCCUCUUUAUUACAAGCUUUAACUCUUAGACCUGGUGGUCCGCCCCACUUCCGGUUAACAGGAAUUGGACCGCCUGCUCAUGAUAACUCGGACUAUCUUCAAGAAAUAGGUUGGAAAUUGGCUCAAUUGGCAGAGACUGUGCAUGUGGGGUUCGAGUACAGAGGUUAUAUUGCAGAAAGUUUAGCUGAUCUUUAUGCUUCUAUACUUGAUCUCAGGCCAGGUGGGGGUGAGUCAGUCGUUGUUAACUCAAUUUUCGAGUUGCAUAAAUUAUUAGCUAGACCUGGUGCUAUUGAGUAUGUUCUUUCACUUGUCAAGCAAAUAGAACCGGAAAUUGUUACUAUAGUUGAGCAAGAAGCAAACCAUAAUGAACCGGUUUUCGUGGAUCGGUUAACUGAGUCGUUGGGUUAUUAUUCGGAUCAUUUUAACUUGUUGGAAGCAUCAAUUGAUAGCACAGAUAAAGCUAUGGCAGAAAUGUAUAUAGGAAAACAAAUUUGUAAUAUUGUGGCAUGUGAAGGAGAAGACCGAGUUGAAAGACAUGAGACAUUGACUCAAUGGCAAACUCGGUUAGACUCAGCUGGGUUUGUUCCAUUUCAUCCCGGAGCUAAUGCAUUCAGGCAAGCAAGUAUGUUACUAGGUUUAUUUAGCGAAGGGGAUGAGUAUAGAGUGGAAGAGAAUAAUGGUUGCAUGAUGUUGGGAUGCCGUACUCGUCCACUCAUUACCACCUCUUUGUGGCGGCCGGCCGACAAAUAGUAUGUUUUAUCGAUCUGAAUAAAAAAUUGGAAAGCACAUGUAUUUCUAUUGGGAUAUUUUCAGAAAAUUGUGUUCCAUAUUAACUUCAGGUUUCAUGCUUUGACAUGGAUCUUUGUAAUCUGAAGAGAUUUUAGCUACUGAUUUUAAAUGCAUUAAUAGGAACUGAGCCUGAAUGUGCCCUGAUAAAAUGUUGGGGAGCUGAAUGUGCUUUGACUGGAUUUCCUUUCCUGUAGAAUUAGCAUCAUGCCGAUCCUUCCUUUAAUGAAAAAAUAUUUUUAUGGCUUGAUUUAAA